AUGAGCCCCCCAUCCAAUGCCUGGCCAACAGACAACCGAGCGGAGAGCUCUACUUCGCACAGGAAGGGCAAGAGGAAGCAAAGAGAGAAACCUACCGAAGGAUAUCCAACCCUGGUUCUUGGUCUACUAAGCUCUGCUACGCUGCUGGAGCGUUCCAAUGGCCGCCUUGAAUGGAGCACAAUAACAGGCGCCCUGGAUAAGAGAAAGCGCUCGCGAAUCUCUGCAAGGGACUCUGUCACGCUGUUUCCGUCUACGCGAACGCCCGAGCUCCCUCUGCCGCACACGACGAUACAGCAGAAAGCCGAAGAGGGUGCCAAUUUCCUCCGCACCUUCCUCCCUGACGUCGACGUGACCGCCGAACUCAUCCGCGAGGAGAUCACCCAUGACGAGGAGCUAGCUCGCGAUACCGUCACAUUCGAUCCACUCGCUGGGAACACUUUGGCGCCCGUGGUGUACCACGACACUCCGACACAAGCAACUAAAUGCCUGGCUUUUCCUACCGGCGAACUUGGAAGUGAUUUGAAUAUCUCGCCGUAUACACAUAGCGCAGACGAAGGGACCACUUUCAUACCGCAAGCACGUCCUGCACGAACAUUUCCAACACCGAUCCAACAAAUUGUAGCGCAUAGUCCCGCCUCUGGUAUAUGGAAUCAGUCUUCCUAUCUCGCCAUACGCACUCUCGGAGCCACACAUAUCUCGCAGCUGAAGGCGCAAGCGAGUGCAUCAGCCGUGCAACUCGAAGACUGCCUGACACUCAGGCGCGCACAUACGGGCAGCAAAUAUAUCGUGGACAUGGAUUUCCAGCCGUCUGGACCGACAUUCGUCGCCGUAAAUGAGCAGGGUGGCGUCUAUUCCGCUGACCUGACCGUGGGACAGUCCUCCCUGAAGACCGUCGUCCAGCCACUCGAUACGACUUCACAGAACGAUCAAUUUUGGAGACUAGGAAUGAACCUAUUGACUCCAACUUUUCUGCUCGCAUCCUCCUCAGCCGUUCGUCGGCUAGAUCCUCGAACAAGCGAAACACCAACAUCCACCUUCUCUCUUGCGAAACCACCAGAACGCCUCACAGCAAUCGAAGAGGACCCGGCCGAGAACAUUAUUCGUCUAUGUACGACCUCGCAACUUCUUUGGCUCGACUCCCGAUAUUCUGCACGCCCGCUACUGUCGUACGUGCACGGUCGACAGUACGACCCUUCACUACAACUUCAUACGGCCAGGAUACGCGAUACCCCCCUCUCAUUCCUCUCAUCACCUCACAAUGGCCUAGUCACCGUCUACGACGUUUCUCGCGCGGAUGGCGACCUCAUCUAUACACACACCCCACCGUAUGCCCUGCCCUCCAUUCCCGCACAGCCGUUCGUGGGGCAGGCACUUCUCGGACAUCCCUUCUCGAAUAACGACAGCGACUUUCUAAGCUGCAUUCGCUUGGACGCUCGGGGCGAGUUAACCUGCAACGAUCUAUACCUCGCGGACGAGGGAGAAGAUCCUGCAGCAUUUCGGACGAGCGUCGAUUGGUCGGACGAAGUCAAAGAGCUGGCUAGCACAGCAGAAAAUGCGGAACCGGACUCUGGCCCUCUAGGCAUGCAAGACAAGGUUGAGAUGAAUCUACGGCCGGCGUACGAUAGGGUCUUCCGCCAGCACGACGAUGAGCGCCGUGUCGCUCAAGAGCAGGACACCGAUUCCGUCUACGACCUCCUCGACAAUGUCCCUAACUAUUGGCAACAAGCAGACGAGUACCCCGACCACAUGUUGACAACCUACGACGUCCUCUUCCGCUCCGGCGACGAGCCCAAGAAUCCCUCCCGGGCCGAUUUCCUGACACAAAGCACUAUCAACUCCCUCCGCGGGUAUCGCGCGCUCGUGCAGGAUCGCAUACAACUCGAGAGUAUCAAGAAGGGGGCAAAGUGGCAUUGGGAUAUAGGAUCCAGUUUAGCGAGGCUGGAUAGUGACUUUGAGAGUAAAGACGUUGGGGAGAUGGAGGAGCUAUUGAGGCAGUGGGAUCUGGCGGGUGACGAGGGCCAGGUGAAUGGCGAGGGCACCAAUGAAGCCGACAUUGACUCGCCAGAAGACGCGCGCACCGCCGCCUCGCUCCGCCGCGAGGACGAAGCCCGCCAACAAUUGACCCUCGACCUAGCCCUCUCCCGACAUAUAUUCUCCGCUCGUCCUUUCCUUUCACCUCCAGAAGAAUCCGACGACCUGGAGGCCAUGACUUCGGCUCUCUCCCUCGCAACGGAUCCGCCGCCUGUGCACUUCAGCUACUUGACGCCUUUGAGGAAGGACCACUAUGCGAAUGUGCACCCGAAUGAGAGCGCGAUUGCUCAAGCCGACACCACCGCGAACACCGCCCCCGACGCCGCAAACACCACCCUCGAUAGCACCGAUACCCCCGACACCACCGAUACCCCCGACACCACUGACCAACCCCUCACCCUCCCCCCAGGCCCCCGCCUCCUCCUCAGCGAAUGGACCCUCGGCGAAGACCCCGCAGAGUACGAAUUCCACGACGCCUACGAUGCGGAUGCCGCCGAGCGCCCGCCGCCGGUGGCGAGAAGGAAGGCGGCGAAACCGACAUCGACGGCGGGAAUCCUGAGCGCGGAGUUACAGCAGCGAAGCCAGCCGCCGUUCGUUGUUGCGAGUCAGCCACCGCCUGUGAUGGCGAGUCAACCGCCGCCGGUGGUGGCGAGUCAGCGAGCUCCGGCUAUUUCCAUGCGAGCCGCCUUCCCUUCGACCCAACCACUCGCGCGUCGACCUCUGCAGGCUGCAGGCAGCGAACCCAACAUGGACUUCGGUCAGAACCGUAUGGACGUUGGCCAGAGCCAGCCGAACGCAGAAUUCAGCCAGAGCCAGAGCCAAGGGAUAGACUUCAUGCCGAGUACGCAAGUGCUGCCAGGACCGUUCGGCGGACGCCCUGCAGCGAAGAAGAAACCGACGAAAAAGCGGGUUGGGGGCUUUUAG
This is a messenger RNA of Schizophyllum commune H4-8, 2955 nucleotides long. RefSeq lists its product as uncharacterized. NCBI's taxonomy places the organism in Eukaryota, Fungi, Basidiomycota, Agaricomycetes, Agaricales, Schizophyllaceae. The coding region runs from base 1 to 2955 and encodes 984 amino acids. The record is from RefSeq and is a predicted model, not a curated record. The transcript has 9 exons. Gene Ontology annotation, cellular component: RNA polymerase I core factor complex. Gene Ontology annotation, molecular function: RNA polymerase I general transcription initiation factor binding; RNA polymerase I transcription regulatory region sequence-specific DNA binding. Gene Ontology annotation, biological process: nucleolar large rRNA transcription by RNA polymerase I.